Molecule: messenger RNA, 2319 nt
Organism: Camellia sinensis
Lineage: Eukaryota; Viridiplantae; Streptophyta; Magnoliopsida; Ericales; Theaceae
Source: RefSeq, a predicted model, not a curated record
AUGGACAAGGCUAAAUUGUCUAUUGACACUACCCCCGAACAACUUGUGGGAUUGGUCUUCCCAGGUGGCGCCAGGCCAACCUUAACCUUCUCUGACAAAGAACUGCCACCGAAGGGCUCAGCUCACAACAAACCCUUGUACAUAUCUAUGGAGUGCAGGGAGAAAUGGGUACUGGUGGUGUUGAUAGAUAUUGGUUUAGCCAUCAAUGUCUGUCCUUCCCGCAUAGCUUAUGCAAUUGGCCUUAAACCAACGGAUUUUGUUCCCAUAGCCCAAUCUCUUCCUCUGAUUCUGCUGCUUAUGCUUCUUCUGCAAAUAGAGAAUUUGGAGAAGAAGGAACUGAAUUGGGUUGGAAUUGGAUGCAACAAAGCCAGUAGAGUCACCCAUAUAGACCUAGAGAAUUACGAUUUAAGAGGAACACUUUUCAAUUUUAACUUGUCUUCCUUCCUUCAUCUUGUCAGCCUUGAACAUUAUAACAACUCAAUCCAUGGGACCAUCCUCUUAAACAUUGGUAGCCUUGUGAGACCUACCAACCUAAGCUUGUCCUACAAUUGUCUUUUAGGAACAAUUCCAUCAGAAAUAGGAAUGCGUAGCUCUCUGAGGGAACUCCUUUUGUAUUCUAACAAUCUUUCAGGUCCAAUACCUUCGUCUAUUAGAAACUUGGGUAAUUUAACCAAAUUACGCCUUACCAAAAAUAAAUUUGUUGGACCAAUCCCUCAAGAAGUUGGGGUGCUAAGAUCUCUCAUUGAUCUCCAAAUGUCAAGGAACAAUCUUACAGGUUCAAUCCCUACUUCCAUACAGAACUUGGCCAACUUAACCAUUUUAAGCCUUUAUGAAAACCAACUUUCUGGAUCGAUCCCUGAAGAAGUCGGAUUGUUAAGGUCUCUAUAUAAGUUGUCUCUCACUUUUAAUAACCUCACAGGUUCAAUCCCUGCCUUAAUAGAGAACUUGACCUAUUUAACCAUCUUAUACCUUUAUGAAAGCAAACUUUCUGGGUUUAUCCCGCAAGAAAUCGGAAAGCUUCUGUCUCUCAAUAAACUUGAUUUGUCAACAAAUAAUCUCACAGGUUCAAUCCCAACCUCUAUAAGGAGCUUGGCCGACUUAACCAUUCUGAAUCUUUAUGCCAACAAACUAUCAGAAAACAUUCCUUCUAGUAUUGGAAACUUAAAUAAGCUCAAGCAAUUGAUUUUAUUAGGUUUGAUCCCAAAAAGCUUGAAAGUUUGUGCUAGAUUGUACAGACUUAGGCUUGACAGAAACGAACUUGUAGCAAAUAUAUCAGAAGAUUUCAGUGAACUUUGUCAUAAUCUGACAAGCCUGAAGAUCUCCAACAAUAAUAUUUUUGGGAGGAUACUGUCUGAGCUUGGAAAUGCAACUCAACUAGAUGUACUUGACCUCUCUUCAAAUCAUCUAGUUGGAGAGAUCCCACAUAAUCUGGGAAAGUUGCACUCAUUGUUCGACCUUACUCUGAGUGAUAACAAACUUUUUGGCAACAUUCCACUGGAAAUUGGUGAGAUACCACAAGAGAUUGGAGAACUGCACAACUUAGAGUCACUGAAUCUAUCUCAAAAUGGGCUCUCUGGUUUCAUCCCACUUACUUUCAAUGAUAUUCUAAGUUUGAUAUCUGUUGAUAUAUCUUACAAUCAUUUGGAGGGUCCUCUUCCCAACAGUAAAGCCGUUCAGAAGGCUUCGUUUGAGGCAUUCAGAGAUAAUAAAGCUUUGUGCGGCAAUAUCUCUAGUUUGAAGGCAUGCCCUCCUAAAAUGAGUGAUGGGGCGAAGGGGAAAAAGAACAACAAAUUUCUGAUUUUGGUUAUAGUUCUUGUGUUAGCCAGGAACAAAGUCAAUGAGCCAAGCCAUGGAACUAAGGAAAAUUUGAUUGAAAUAUGGAGCUAUGAUGGAAAAUUGGUGUAUGAAAACAUAAUUGAAGCGACUGAGAACUUUAGCACCAAUCAUUGUAUUGGGGUGGGAGGAUAUGGUACUGUUUAUAAAGUUGAGCUGCAAAGUGGUCAAGUUGUUGCUGUAAAGAAACUUCAUAAUUCACAAGAUGCUGAGUUGGUGGUUAUGAAAAGUUUUACAAGUGAGAUUCAAGCAUUAACAGAGAUACGGCAUCGUAAUAUUGUGAAGCUUUAUGAACUUGCUUUCACAAUGGAAGCGAAUGAGAAGUGCGAUGUCUAUAGCUUCAGAGUGCUAACAUUGGAAGUGAUAAUGGGGAAACAUCCAGGCCAUCUCAUCUAUUCCCUACCAUCAUCAUCGUCAAAGUCAAAUUUUGAAGGCAUGUUUUUUAUGGAUAUUCUUGACCAACGCCUCCCAACAUCCAAGAAUUAA